GCCACAGCCUCUGCAGCCGCCGCGAUUCAGUCAGGAGUGCGCGGGCGACGCCAGACCCAGACCCGGAGCUAGAGCCGCCUACCUGCAGCAGCGGUCGCCCACGGCCCGGCAGCACCAUGGCUCUUCUGCUGCGCGUCGUGCUCCUGUGCGGAGUCGCCGAUGUGACCAGAAGUUUGAGUAUCACUCCUCCCGAUCAGAUGAUGAUUGAAAAAGCCAAAGGGGAAACUGCCUAUCUUCCAUGCAAAUUCACUAUUGGUCCUGACGACCAGGGACCACUGGACAUUGAAUGGCUGCUAUCGCCCCCUGACAAUCAGCAGCUGGAUCAAGUGAUUAUUUUAUAUUCUGGAGACAAAAUUUAUGAUAACUACUAUGAAGCUCUGAAAGGACGAGUACAUUUUACGAGUAAUGAUCUCAAAUCUGGUGAUGCAUCAAUAAAUGUAACAAAUUUACAGUUAUCGGAUAUUGGCACAUACCAAUGCAAAGUGAAAAAAGCUCCUGGUGUUGCAAAUAAGAAAGUUUUGCUGACAGUUCUUGUUAAGCCAUCAGGUACAAGAUGUUUCGUUGAUGGAUCAGAAGAAAUUGGAAAUGACUUUAAACUAAAAUGUGAACCAAAAGAAGGUUCACUUCCAUUACGAUAUGAAUGGCAAAAGUUGUCUGACUCCCAGAAAAUGCCUACCCUAUGGUUAGCAGAAAUGACUUCACCUGUUAUAACUGUAAGGAAUGCCACUUCUGAUUACUCUGGAACAUACAGCUGUACUGUGCAAAACAGAGUGGGCUCUGAUCAGUGUAUGCUGCGUCUAGAUGUUGUUCCUCCUUCAAAUAGAGCUGGAACAAUUGCAGGAGCUAUUAUAGGAACUUUACUUGCUCUUGUGAUCAUUGGUCUUAUCAUCUUUUGCUGCCAUAAAAAGCGCAGAGAAGAAAAAUAUGAAAAGGAAGUUCACCAUGAUAUAAGAGAAGAUGUUCCUCCUCCAAAGAGCCGGACAUCCACUGCCAGAAGCUACAUUGGCAGUAAUCAUUCAUCCCUGGGAUCCAUGUCUCCUUCCAACAUGGAAGGAUAUUCUAAGACUCAGUAUAACCAAGUACCAAGUGAAGAUUUUGAACGUGCUCCUCAGAGUCCAACUCUCCCAUCCGCUAAGGUAGCUGCCCCUAAUCUAAGCCGAAUGGGAGCGGUUCCUGUGAUGAUUCCAGCCCAGAGCAAGGAUGGGUCUAUAGUAUAGAGCCUCUGUACUUUUCUUUGCUCUUUGCGUUUCUUUUCUUCUUUUGAUGUAUGAAAAUCUGUUCAAGUUUAAAUCUUGUUAAUAGCUUCAGAGUAUAUGAAAAGUUAUCCAGCAGCUGUUAAAAAUUGUGCUUCACAAAGUUUUAUUUGGUUGUCUUGAAACAGUAAAGACAUUGAAGAUAGUAAAGACGUUAACCAUCUUUAAGAGGCUGAUUUUAAAGACAACUGUUAAUUUACCUGAGUAAGAUGUAGCACUUUGUAUAUGGAAUCAUAGGUGAAGACCUCUAUGAAUUUACACACAUACCACGUUGGUUACUUGAAUCAUCUGAAAGUGGUACUUUAUAAUUUCUACCAUUAUUUUUAAUAUGUUUGUCUCAUUUAUUUAUGCUCCAACAGUGUCCCCAAGAUGAGUAAAGAAACAUAACUGGCAAAAAUACUUAAGUAUAUUUGUACUUGUUUAUACAGCUUCUUUGAAAACUCUAAAUGUGUUUGGAACAUCUCUAAUAACAAAACAUUAUAAUGUUUUAGAAAUGACUAGUUUUACUUCCAAGUCAUUCAUAAACUAUGAAAUGAUUUCUUGAGAAUUGAAUUUUUUUAAACACCAAAGGGACAUAGUAAGUUUUCAUAUGCUGAAUUGAAGGACCAUCUGUUAGAUUCAGUUAGAACAUUUGCACCAGCUGUAUAUAUAGAUGGCACCAUUGGUGCAGUAUUGGGAUAGGUUUAUUGGAUAGUGAUCUGGUGCCUUGAGGCCUGUGGUGGUCUGUGGAAGAGGGGCCAGCUAGAUCCCAGAUGUAGCAUUUACAGUUCUCAACCAAACACUUCAGGCUCUCACCUGAGGUUGUAUGUAUCUAAAAAGAAAAUGUUAUAUUUCAGUUGUUAUCUGAUAAUUAUAGAUGAAAAAUUCCUAAUUAUUGAUUCUAAAUUUUAAGUGUGAGUUUUUAAGCCCUGGUUCAGGUUUUUUUUUUUUGGAUGAUGGUAACACAUAUUUUAUGUUUUCAAAAUAUGUAAUCCUACACUUAUCCUCUUGAAUGUAGUUUCUGGAGAAUGUUUUUAUCGUAGACUCAGUGAUCAAAUGCAUUUUACACAAGUAAAUGUCCUCCAUCAGUUCUGUACUCCAGACUUGGGAGGAUGUACAGUCGCUGUUGUGUGGCCAAGCGUGUCUUUGUAUAGUUCCAGCCUGAUUUGGUUGAGCUUUUAAAAAGUUUGAGUCUUAGUUUUGUGAAAGUGAUUUAUUCUUUAAAAAAAAGAAAGAAAAAGGGGUGAAGAAAAUAACUCCUACCUGCCAAAUGUGUUACAAAUAUUGUUUUAGUAGAAGAAAGUGAAUUUAUUGUAUUUCCCUUAAGAUUAUGAGGGAGUGUGGAUAUGGUAGAAUGAGCCAACAGUUUCUUUAUAGCAAAUAAGGUCUGUAAUAAAUUAUUGGAUUAGCUCUAAGACCAUUUCCCUAGAUUUUUGUAGGGAAUUGGUUUCUGUUAUCUCUGGGUGCUGUGGUGGUAAAUGCUGCAUUGUUAAUUAAUGUUGGUAUGUAUUGACGAUUAGGCAGAGUGUUGUAUACAUUUUUAAAAGGUAAAUCUAAGCUGAAUGUGUAAUGAAUUAAUGUACAGUUUUACAUAUUAGGAAGCAUUUUUUAAGUAGGUUUUUAACCUUAUGUAAAAUUACUUUUUAUACUUGUGUUAACAUUUUCAUCUGUGCCUUUUUUGAUAGUUUAAUUUCUGUUAUGACUUUCUGGUGCCUAUGAGCUAGCUAUCACCUACUGGAAAGGUGCUUAGAGGUGAAGGUACUGUUUUUAAAAACACAUCACUGUGACAUCCUCUAUUCUCAUACUUUCAAUCUUGCCUCUUCCUUUUUUAUGUAACUUAAAUGACAGUUGUUCAUAAGAGUUUAAAUACUUUAAUGUCCCCAACACUCUGUUUCUAAUUUUAUAACAGUAACUAUUUUUGAACACUAGACGUUGGCCUAUUUUUAAGAUAUUACAAGAAUAAAGUAGAACACAAACUUCAAAUAGCAAAACUGUUUUAGUCUGUCCUAUUACUGAUUUUGUUAUUGAUCCAAGUAGAAAUGACUAUGGGAAAUGAAUAUAUGUAAGAUUUUGCGUUCCUUAGACUUCAUAUUUAUCUAAGGUUCAGCUAUAAAUCAGUCUGUUUCAGAAAGUAUUUCAGUUCAUAUCCAUAAUCAACUAUAAUCUGAAAAUCAAGCUUUUCAGAAAUGACUUGGGUAACCUGAUUUGGUGUGAUUGAUAUUAGAGGACAUAGUUUAGUUUUAGGCUUGUCUCCAGUUACUCUUACUGUAAAUUUCACUUAAUACAAAGGUCAUUUAAUAUAAAUAAUUCCCCAAAUCUCACUGCUAAUUUUAGGUGAACCAGAGAUUAAAUAUUUAUUGUAGAAUUACUGCAAAUGAUUAAGUAGUUAACAAAAACUUAUUAGAGCAUCUCAGUGAGAGAGCCAGUAAUAACAGUCAGGGGUAGUACUUCAUCUUCAAACCAAAACCAUUUGAUUCUAUUAUACAUCUGAGAAAUUUGGUAUCAUCAUUUAAAUUUACAUAGGAUAAUUUGAAGAGAAGUGAUACUGUGAAUUACAUAUCUUGUGCUUUGAGUUUGAAGUAGUUUACAGGAAUUUUUCUUACUGCUUUUCUUAAUGUUUUCCUGUUAGAAAGCUCUCCUACCAAAGUCUCUUGCUGAAUACACUGAUCAGUUUUUCUGGACAAAUUAUUCCCUUUGAGUUUGAACUAUUUGCCAAGGAUUUAUUACAUUGGGAAUAUAUCCUGAGUGUGUCUUAGGGCAAAGUUAAUUUAAAAAAACCCAAGUCAUCAUACAUAGAAAUUAUGGAUGUAAAGAAAUACUUGGUUUCUAUUAAAAAGAUAAGAGGGCCAGGGAUUUAGCUUAGUGGUUCCACCGCCUGCCUUGCAAGCGCAAGGACCCGAGUUCGAUCCCCAAUACCCAAAAAACAAAAACAAAAGAUAAGAAAUUUAUAAUUAAGUCAUGGAAAUUUGGAGUGAGUAAAAGGUCAAGUAAGCCUGUUGAUUAAAUAUAAGAAUUCAUUACCCACGAAGUUGGCUACCAAAUUCUAUAAUAUAUGGCUUGUAAAAAUAACUAUUUUUGGUCUGUUUUUGUGUGCAUGCAGCAUGUAAAUUUGAAGUUAUGUGCAUGUUUAUAGUUUUCUAAUUUGCAUUUCAACAGUGUUUAGGGUUUGGAUGGCUUAUUCCAGUAUGAACUGAAAAAGUCCUUAUUUUAUGUGUUUGAUUCUUGAUGCCUUGUAUGGAGUAGUUUGUAGAAAAUGUUGGCACAAUUUGAACUUUUCAAUGGCUUGUGACAUUUUAUAUAUGUAUGUAUAUAUAUAUGUAUGUAUAUAUAUAUAUAUAUAUAUAUAUAUAUAUAUAUAUGUAUGUACAUAUAUCUUUAUGAUGUUCCUGUGUUUAGUAAUGUAAACAUUCUGGGCAAGUUUUAAUAUUUCAAAUGCCUUUGGGUAGUCCAGCAAUAAAGGCAACAUGUUCUUCAAUAGAAUUUCUUGUUUGCCUACUUUGACACUAAAAUAGUACAUAAGUGACCACAAACUCCUUAUAUAAAUGUUACAGAGCAGCAGAGAAUAAUAAAUUUGUGAAUUGUAGGGUUUUUUUGGGGGGGCCGAUCAUUUACCUUAUGGAUAGUAACACUUGCCUCUUAAAGUCAAGUUUUAUAUUAAUAUCCCAUUUUAUAAUUUAAGAAUAUAGUGAAUAUCAGUUGGAUUUCGUACUGACCACAGACACUAAUAUUUCCAUCAAAGAAGUGCUUUGUAUUCUCUGCUAUCUUGUUUAAUUAUGCAGGUAUUAAAAACUACAAUUCACUCAUCGACUCAUUUUUAUCCCUGUGAAUUUUAGUGAUAAAUACACUUGUAUCAGUGAGAAAAAUAUUUUGACACUUCACAUUUGCAAAAUAGAAUAUUGACAGUGUCAGUUUCAGAUUUUGUAUUUAAAAUUUCUGACUUACAUAUACAAUGGUGUGGAUUUUGAAAUUUGUAAGAACAAAUUUGUUUAAAAAAAACAAAAACUUGCUCUUAGUUUUGUGACCUUGUGUACUUUUGAAAUAAAAUCAAGAGGUUCUCUGC
Molecule: messenger RNA, 5292 nt
Organism: Heterocephalus glaber (naked mole-rat)
Lineage: Eukaryota; Metazoa; Chordata; Mammalia; Rodentia; Bathyergidae
Gene: Cxadr
Product: CXADR cell adhesion molecule
Biological process (GO): homotypic cell-cell adhesion
Cellular component (GO): intercalated disc; bicellular tight junction; basolateral plasma membrane
Molecular function (GO): cell adhesion molecule binding
Source: RefSeq, a predicted model, not a curated record